This is a messenger RNA of Nycticebus coucang (slow loris), 1413 nucleotides long. RefSeq lists its product as uncharacterized. The transcript is spliced from 5 exons. Gene Ontology annotation, molecular function: structural molecule activity. The coding region runs from base 1 to 984 and encodes 327 amino acids. NCBI's taxonomy places the organism in Eukaryota, Metazoa, Chordata, Mammalia, Primates, Lorisidae. The record is from RefSeq and is a predicted model, not a curated record.
AUGAGGGCAGUGCAUGGGCAGCACAUGGGGCUCAAGCCAGAACGUGGACCAAUGCUGUUUGCGUUGGUGUGUUCGUCCCUGCUGGCCGGUGGCCCAGCGACACCGACAACUGGUGCCGAAACCCGGGAACUUCAGGAUCCCCUCUCGAGACUGCUUUCAGCUGACAGUCUGAGUGAGAACAGCGGUUCGUUGCCUGUCCUCAUUCAAUUAUCUAAUGGCCAGUGGCACAAAGAGUGCCGCCGUUGGGUUUUUGGACGGAAAUGGGGAAUGAAACCUACCAAGUGCGGCUUCAGGCCCCGCUGCAGCCGCGCCCAUGGAGCCACAUCGAAGCGCGACUUCGGAGUCACCGCGGCCCUUGUCACGGCCAUCGCCACAGCCCUCGCAGCCGCCGCCACCGCGACUGCAGCCCUUGCCACCGCGGUCCCCACCGCUGCUGCUGUCAACCAAUUGUCCGCCUCAGCUGCGGAGGCCCUGCGCACCAAAACCGCCGCAGACAGACACCUUCGUGCGGGACUGUUACUAGUUAACCAAAGAAUGGACAUUUUACAACAGCAAAUAGAUGAUAUGGAAAAAUACCUCUCCCUCGGCUGUUUGACCAGCCUACCCUCUCUGUGUAUUACCCCCGUCCCUUUUGAACCUAAUGGUACCCUGCGUAAUGCUUCCUUGCAACUAUCCCGUUACCUUCUGGGGAGCUGGGAUGCGGAAUUUGAAAACCUCACCCACCAAAUGUUGAAUCAUAUUGUUAGUAUCAAUAGCACUCCAGUACAAGUAAUUACCGCUGGCAAUAUUCUAGGAAAAGUAACUAGUUUGCUCUCCCAUGCCCGCAAUUGGGCCGGCACCGUGGCUUUAAGUAUUAUACUUCUAGUUGCCAUAGUCUUUUGCAUCAAACUUCUCCUUACCCUCCGCCAAAGACAACAACGAGACCGCGUCAUGGUCCAGCAGGCCCUCCUCGCCCUCCAAGCAGGAGGUUCCCCCCAGAUCUGAAUUAGCAUGCUGGACCAGUAGCCAAUGAUGGGUAAGAUCCCCCCCCAUGUAGAUCAACCUAAGACAGAGGACAGGCCACCGCUGCCUGUACCCUCAAUGACGGGUAAGACUAUACUCGGACAGGGGGACAACCUAAGACAGGCAUGGUCACAACUCGCAAUAAAUAAAUAAAAAGGGGGAGAUGUGGAGGGCCCUUAUACAAUGUAUCGAUCAGGCACAAAAACAGGAUGGCGGAGGCGUACUUUAGGAAACCUGCUUGCAGGCUGCGCCCUGGCAACAACCUUGCCGCCCCGUGCCCUUUGCGCUCAUUGGAGAGAUAUCUAAGUCAAGAAACUGACAACAGGAAGUGUCCUAGAGUAUAUAUACAGAGUGCUGGAAACAAGGUUAGGGCUUUUCCAUCCUGCUCUCCCCGGACAAGCUGCUUGCCCC